AGGACGCUCUUCGGGCCCCGAUCCUGGCUUGGGUCCCUUGGCCACUCUCUCCCCGCUUCAGGAUGCUGCCCCCCUCCCGGACCCAGCUGGGGCUCUUCUUCAUCUUGCUCUGCCCCGCCAACAUCAUCGGGCUUUGGUGGGCAGUGGGAAGCCCAUUGGUCAUGGAUCCCAACAGCAUCUGCCGGAAGACCAAGCGGCUGGCUGGGAAACAGGCUGAACUGUGUCAGACGGAGCCUGAGAUUGUACAGGAAGUGGCCAAGGGUGCCAGGCUGGGUGUGCGGGAGUGCCAGUACCAGUUCCGCUUUCGCCGCUGGAACUGCACCAGUCACAGCAAAUAUUUUGGCAAGAUCUUACAACAAGAUAUCCGUGAGACAGCCUUUGUCUAUGCCAUCACAGCCGCUGGUGUGAGCCAUGCAGUGACCCAGGCCUGCAGCAUGGGUGAGCUGCUGCAGUGUGGUUGUGAGGCAACCCGGAGCCGAGCACCUCCUCUGCCCCCUGCCCUGACAGGGUCAGAAGGCUCUGCUUGGGAAUGGGGCGGCUGUGGGGAUGAUGUGGACUUUGGCUAUGAGAAGUCCCGCCAAUUCAUGGACGCCAAGCGCAAGCGUGGCAAGAGCGACAUUCGAACACUUAUUGACCUGCACAACAAUGAAGCAGGACGUCUGGCAGUGAAGGACCACAUGAGGACAGAGUGCAAGUGCCAUGGCCUUUCAGGUUCCUGUGCCCUACGUACCUGCUGGAAGAAGAUGCCCCCUUUCCGGGAGGUGGGUGAUCGCCUGCUUGAACGCUUCAAUGGGGCUUUUAAAGUAAUGGGUGGCAAUGAUGGCAAAACGCUCAUCCCUGUGGGCCGGAACAUCAAGCCACCAGACCGGCAGGAUCUCAUCUACUCUGCUGACUCACCUGACUUCUGUGUUGCAAAUCGCAAGACAGGUUCACUGGGCACACGUGGGCGAGUGUGUAACAGCACUGCCCUGGACAUGAGUGGAUGUGACCUGCUGUGCUGUGGACGUGGUCAUCGGGAUGACACACUACUCCUAGAAGAGAAUUGCCUUUGCCGCUUUCACUGGUGCUGUGUCGUGCAAUGUCGGAAAUGCACGGUGCGCAAAGAACUCAGCCUGUGCAUUUGAGGGACCAAGUAAAGGACACUGGACAGGGAUGGCACAGAGCACACAGAAGAGGAAUGUAUUCCACCUGCCACAAAACUGCAGAGACAGCCAAGUCUAAUCAAGCCCUUAUGGGGACGAGGGGAAUAAAACUGGUCUAGCCUGGAGUCAGAGGGCAGCCUGGAAGAGAGCCCAGAAACUGAUCCCAGACGUGGGCCAUCUUGGAACCUCAGCACAGAUUGUCUCCAAAUCUUUCCCAGCACUGGGUUAUAGCCUCUUGUAUGCAGGUCCUUGGCAUUCAGUGUCAAGCUAUGGGCUCCCAAAGGUCCCCACACUCCCGACCUGCCUGCUUGCCUGGACUCCUGAAAAAAAACAUGGAAACUGUGUCAGCUAUGUUCUAUCAUCACCAGCUCAUGCAGUCUGGCCCUUUGUGGGUUUUCCCUGCCUGUGGUGCAUGCACAGAUUGCUUGGAGAGAUGUGUUGAACCUCACUUAUUAAUGGACCUUUACUGUGAGAGAAGAGCAGAGAUUUCCAGAAUAGUCACUCCUAUGGCUAACAUGCUUCCUAUCAGCUGGGGCUGCCAUUUCUCUCUAUAUUAAUAAAGUUAUUUAAAACUGUCAGUGCUUUUUAUCCAAUGUUGAAAAAUGUAGUGUUAACAAGUGCAUUAAAUACACAUUAGUAACUUAAUUACUCAAUGAGUGAUAUGAAGGUGGGGUUUUUCUAGCAUUGCAGCAUCUUCAUUUGAAAAACAACAACAUGGGAGCAUGUCCUAAAG
Messenger RNA from Sceloporus undulatus (fence lizard), 1875 nucleotides. RefSeq names its product Wnt family member 6 (gene WNT6). Gene Ontology annotation, cellular component: extracellular region. The transcript has 4 exons. The record is from RefSeq and is a predicted model, not a curated record. The coding region runs from base 63 to 1124 and encodes 353 amino acids. NCBI's taxonomy places the organism in Eukaryota, Metazoa, Chordata, Lepidosauria, Squamata, Phrynosomatidae. Gene Ontology annotation, biological process: canonical Wnt signaling pathway; multicellular organism development; neuron differentiation. Gene Ontology annotation, molecular function: frizzled binding; cytokine activity.